AAAAAAUGGCAGCGCUUGCGUUUCAAGUGCCCUACAGUACGUGCUUCUGGGCACAACCGUGCUUCCGGGCACGACCAAAAGGGCGCAAUGGCACGUGCAACAAGGAAGAAGUGCCAGAAGCUCGCAGAGCCAAGCGGAGUUCUAUGUUGAGAAAUACCUUGGUGGUGAUACCUUGGAUCUUGUACAAAUCAAGGAUGCGCAGUCGCGUAGGGUGCCGAGGAAAGCCAUUUGAGGUCCAUGACUUUGGUGACAAAGGCAUGGGUGUUGUGGCAGCUCGAGAUAUUCAAAAAGGUGAGUUGCUUCUUCGCGAGCAGCCCCUUUUUCUGGUAAGCCAGUGCAGGGAUUCAAGACAGCUUGAUGCAUGGGAAAACGAGAUCAACGCUGCAUUGAGAAAACUGCCCGAGCAUGACUUGCAAUCCUUCUGGAACUUGGCAGAUUGCCAUACAGACGAGAAGUCGGUUGUGGGCAUAGUGCGGACGAAUGGAUUGCCAGUUGAGACUGCGGAGGGUGACAUGGUUGGAGUUUAUCCUACUGUGUCCCGCUUCAACCAUAGCUGUAACAACAACGUCAAUAACAGCUAUCAAGAAGAAUACGGUGAAGUGCUGCAUGCCAUCCGUGAUGUGGCAAAGGGAGAAGAACUUUGCAUAACAUACAUCGAUCUCUUCAUGACCAGGCAGGAGCGGCAAGAUGCAUUACGCAGGACUUUCAACUUCAAGUGUGCUUGCCCAACGUGUUUGCAGACAGGGCAGGCCCUACUCCGCAGCAACAAAGUGCGUCAGCGACUGCAAGAUUUGCGCUCUGCACUUCCCAGUGCGGUGCCACAACGUUUGGGACCACGGGUGCUGGAGAAGAUUGCUGAGCAUAUCGAUGAGGAGCUUGGAGGAAAUGCUGCGGCCAAGGCCUAUGCGUAUCACAUGGGCUCCCAGCUACUCAGAGACAUUGGGCAAUCUGAAGGAGACUUAGAGUUGCAACAGCAAGCAACCACCUUCGCCGAGAAGGCGUUGGCCGAAGUUGUGGUCGCAGAAGGCCCUGAAUCAUGGGUCAGCGUAAUGCUUCGAGAGUCGGUUCCAAAAGCUGCCCAGACACGAGGCCAUUCUGCUAAAGCCUAG
Cladocopium goreaui is the source of this 1109-nucleotide messenger RNA. The record is from the annotation of a GenBank genome assembly. Lineage: Eukaryota; Dinophyceae; Suessiales; Symbiodiniaceae.